AUGGACAUCAACCUGGUCUGGGACCCGGCACGCGGCGUCAACUUUCAAGAGUAUGAGGGCGACAAAGCUACGGCCGCCAAAGCUGCGGCCGACAACGAAAAAGCUACCGCUAGACAUGUGUCGAACGCUGGCGUUCCUUCCAACCCCGAUGCGGAUCUCGGCGAAGCGGAGCGGCAAGCCGCGGAAGAGGCGAAAGAGAAAGCUGCGGCCAUUUUCUUCUCGGCAGCCGCGCUUUCCGGAUCGUUCGGCGGUGCGCUCGCGGCAGGAAUCCAACAUAUGGACGGAGUUGGCAACCUCCGCGGAUGGUCUUGGAUUUUCAUUAUCGAGGGCCUUCUGACCUUCGUCUUCGGAGUCGCAUCUUUUUGGAUGGUUCAUGACUUUCCAGAUGAGGCCGAGUUCUUAUCCGAUGAGGACAAACAGCGUCUCCUUCGCCGUUUGGAUGGAGACCAGCAAGCCUCCGCCCGUCGCGAAGUCUUCAAGACUUUGUACUUUUGGCAGGCCAUGCGCGAUUGGAAGACGUGGAUGUCGAUGGCGAUUUACAUGGGCUGCGACAUGCCUCUGUUCGCAGUCACCCUCUUUCUGCCGACGAUCAUCGACGAUCUUGGCUUGAACACUAGCACGAUUCAAUCUCAACUCUGGACGGUGCCCCCCUACGCCGCCGCCGCGGUGUUUACGGUCUUCAUGGGAUGGCUAGCCGAUAAGUUCAAGGUGCGUGGUAUCUGCAACGUCUGCGUGAGCAUGGUCGGUAUAGCCGGCUUUUCAACGAUCCUUGCGGCGGAUAGCCCUAAGAUCAAGUACAUCGGCACUUGUCUGGGGGUGAUGGGUCUGUACCCAUGCGUCAGCAACACCAUCACCUGGAUCGCAAACAACACCCAGGGAGUGUACAAGCGCGGCGUGGUAUUAGGGUUUGUCAUUGGAUGGGGAAAUCUCAGCGGUAUCCUCAGCUCGUUCACUUACCGCCACCCUCCGUUGUUCAUUGAGGGCCAUGCCAUUGUCAUAGCGUUCAUGGCCCUCUGUCUGUGUGUGGGGAGUCUGAUGAUGAUGGCACUACUCAGUAGAGAGAACCAGAAACGCGAGCAAGGCAAGAGAAACUGCUGGUCAGAUGGAAAAACACAGGAGGAGAUCCAUGAACUGGGAGACAACGAGCCGGGUUUCCGCUACACUGUUUGA
Colletotrichum chrysophilum is the source of this 1170-nucleotide messenger RNA. RefSeq lists its product as uncharacterized. Lineage: Eukaryota; Fungi; Ascomycota; Sordariomycetes; Glomerellales; Glomerellaceae. The record is from RefSeq and is a predicted model, not a curated record. Gene Ontology annotation, biological process: transmembrane transport. Gene Ontology annotation, molecular function: transmembrane transporter activity. Gene Ontology annotation, cellular component: membrane. The transcript has 2 exons. Bases 1 to 1170 code for a protein of 389 amino acids.